Molecule: messenger RNA, 2553 nt
Organism: Limanda limanda (common dab)
Lineage: Eukaryota; Metazoa; Chordata; Actinopteri; Pleuronectiformes; Pleuronectidae
Gene: noc3l
Product: NOC3-like DNA replication regulator
Exons: 22
Coding region: 151-2541 (796 amino acids)
Biological process (GO): DNA replication initiation
Cellular component (GO): nucleolus
Molecular function (GO): chromatin binding
Source: RefSeq, a predicted model, not a curated record
UCAACACACGUGAGGCACCAGACCGGACUUUCUCUGUUCAACUCUCCGGUGUUUGUCCUGCUGCUGCCGGGGAGAAGUGACCGGAACCCGGGGAGAAGUGACCGGAACCCGGGGAGAAGAAGAGCGCUGAGGCCGUAAGCCGCUGACGUCAUGGCUCCGCUUCGCUCAAAGAAGCGCCGUCCGUCCUUCCGCCGCCUGCUGAAGACGAGCGAUGUGAAGCUGGAGAACAAACUGAAGAACCGACAGCUGAAGCAACAGAACGUCGCCAAAAAGCAGCGUAAAGAGCAGAAGAAGCUGCGACAGGCGGUGAAGGAUGCCGCCACGAGGAUGCCCCGCCCACUGGAGACGUACAGGAAGAGGCCAGAGGAAGAGGAGGAUGAGGAGGAGUUUCUGGAGACUCUGCCCACCGACAUGAUGGAGGACGACGACCUGCAGCAGAUGACCGCCAUGGCUCGACAGGCGUCCUUCAUCACCAGAGACCUGUCGUCAUGCGGGCCGGUGCACGGCGGGAAGAAGAGGAGCUCGGAGGUCGUCCACAGCUACGAGAAGGUUCCGAGGAAGAUGGUGAGGACGGAGGAGAAGGAGAUCAUCCACCUGCUGCCAAUCAAAGACAAGACGGGAGUCAUUCCCCAGAGUGUAGAGAGAGUCAUCAAACAUCAGGAGGAAGAGGAAGAGAAAGCAGCUGAAGAACAAGAGGAGCCAGAGAACGAGGGGGAGCCAGAGAGUGUUGAAGAACUGACAGCGGAGCAGAUGGAGCGACUCAGAGCUCAGAAGAUAAACCAGAAGAAGCUGCUCAUCGCAAACAUGGCGUCAGCCGUCAUCUCCGACCCGUUCAGUAACAUCAAGAGGCUGAAGGAGCUGCGAGGGAUGCUGAUGGAGGCGGACCCCUGCGUGGCGGUGACGGUCAGGAAGCUGGUGAUGGUUUCUCUCAUGGAGAUCUUUAAAGACAUCGCCCCCACCUACAGGAUCCGCCCCCUGACCACCGAGGAGAAGGGCGUCAAGGUGAAGAAGGAGACUCAGCGUCUCAGAGAGUUUGAGGAAGGCUUAGUGAGUCAGUACAAGUUUUACCUGGAGGACCUGGAACAGACCAUCAAAGACUGGAAGCAGCAGAAGAAGAAGCGCUCGCAGGUUGUGAGUCUUCAGUCGUACCAGAGUCUCGCCCACGUGGCGGUCCGCUGUCUGUGUGAGCUGCUGCUCGCUCUGCCGCACUUCAACUUCCACAACAACAUCGUGGUCGUCCUGGUGCCGCUGAUGAACGACGCCGCCAAGCAGGUGUCAGGCAUGUGUUGUGAUGCGUUCAGGAAACUCUUCCACGAGGACAAACUGGGCGGGGCGUCAUUGGCGACAGUCAGAGUCAUCUCUGGACUUGUUAAGAGUCUAAAUUACAACAUCAGACCUGAGGUGCUGCGGACGCUGAUCAGCCUGAGGAUUCAGGAGGUCCAGAUGAAGAAGGACGUGGAGGAGACUGCGCCAAAGAAAAAAUUCAUGAACAAUAAAGAGAAGAAGAGUCUGUCCAGGAUGAAGAGAAAGUGGAAGAAGGCUGAGGAGAAGCUGGAGAAGGAGUUGCUGGAGGUCGAAGCAUCGGAGAGCAAAGAGAACAAGAUCAAGCUUCACACAGAGACUCUGAACAUCGUCUUCCUCAUCUACUUCAGGAUUUUGAAGAAAGCUCAGGGGUCUGUUCUUCUUCCUGCUGUACUGGAGGGACUGGCCAAUUUUGCUCACCUGAUCAACUUGGAGUUUUUUGACGACUUACUCAACGUGCUGCAGGACCUCAUCCAAUCAGGCAAUCGCACCAAUCGGGAGAGUCUUCACUGCAUCCAGACCGUCUUCACCAUCCUGUCAGGACAAGGUGACGUCCUGAACAUCGACCCUCUCACCUUCUACGCUCAGCUCUACAGGAUGCUGCCGCGGCUGCACGCAGGGGCGCCUAAUGAUGACAUCAUCAUCCUGCUGCGUUGUCUGGACACCUUGUUGAUCCGCCGCAGGAAGCAGGUCACCCUGCAGAGGGCGAUGGCGUUCAUCAAAAGACUGAGCACGCUCAGUCUCCACGUACUGCCCAACGCCAGCGUGGGCCUGCUCGCCGCCAACAGAGCCACCAUGCACUCUUUUCCGAAGUGUGACUUCCUGUUAGAUAACGAGGUUCAGGGCAGCGGCUUCUAUCUGCCGGAGCUCGAUGAACCUGAACACUGCAACGCACAAAACACUGCACUGUGGGAGCUGCACACACUGCAGAGACAUUACCAUCCAGUUGUGCGACAGUUUGCCGCCCACCUCAGCCGCGGCGCUCCCAGCGACGGCUCGGCGGCGCUCGGCAUGGAGCUGAGCCGCAGGUCUCCGGUCGAGCUGUUUGAAGAUUACAACGUCAAAGACAUGACCUUCAACCCCCCGGUAGCUCCGCCCCGCACCAAGAAGAAGGAUCGAUUCACACACGGAGCCACGCUGCUGGACGCCGAGCUGCAGAGACGAGUCGAUGACGCUCUGAACGUUAGCGAGGAGACGCAGCUGGACUUCACUGCAACACAAACACCGAGCCAACACUGACACACACACACA